ACAUUCUGUUAGUCGCAGUAGCGAUCUUCGUCGGACAAGUCCGUGAGUCUACUUUACUCGAUAAUCAAUUAGAAGAAUUUUACAAGUAUUCUUUUUUCGGAAUCGACGUUUUAUUAAUCGUUAAGAGUAAAAAUGUCACCAAGAACAUUUAUUGUUAAAUACGAUCGACCUAAUGCUACUUACGUACCAGGAGAAAAUAUAACCGGUUGUGUUAUCAUCAUAUUGAACGAGAGCAAAAGUGUUCGAGAUUUAAAAAUAUAUUUCAAAGGAUUAGCAAGUGUUCAUUGGACGACAACACGAACGGAAAAUGAUAUAAACGGAAAACCCGUGACAGUAACCGAUCAUCAUCAUGCUACUGAAAAAUAUUUCAGCAUAGAACAAUCUUUGUUAAGAAGAUCGCCCGAAAACGACAGAGUGGAACUUCCGGAAGGACAAAGCGAAUAUUAUUUUUCUUUUCAAUUGCCAAUGAACAUACCGUGUAGUUUUGAACAUGAAGUUGGAUAUAUUCGUUAUACUGCAAAAGCAAUCGUCGAUAUACCAUGGAGAUUCGAUUGGUGGACAAAAACAGCAUUCACCGUUGUCGCUCCGUUCGAUUUAAAUUCAAUUUCGCAUCAAUGUAUGGGAAUCGACGACGAGACGUCGAAAGAUUACUGUUGUUGUUGUAUCAAUAAAGGGUCAAUACACGUUCGAAUAAAAGUUCCAAGUUUAGGAUACGUUCCAGGACAAUUUAUAAUGACAGAAGUGAUAUCAGAUGUAAAAUCGUCGAGCAUUAAUGUAACGAAAAUUACUACGAAAUUAGAAGAAGUAAUUACAUUUUAUGCGCACGGCUCGACAAAAAGAGAAGAAAUUACGAUACAAAAGAAUCAAGACGACGGACCAAUCGGAAUACAUCAUCAAACAAAUCUCAAACUUUAUGUUCCACCUAUUCCACCAUCUAAUUUAGACAAUUGCAGUAUCAUUCAAUUGAAAUAUCGUCUACAUAUACACGUUCAUGUUAGUGGCAUGCAUAAAAAGAUCGAUAAAAAAUAUCCGAUAUUCAUUGGAACAAUACCUUUAUUUUCUUCGUCAUGGACACCAUGGACACAAACAAAUGAUACUCAACCAUCGGCACCAAUAAUUGACCAAGAACCAUCAGUGUCCAUUCCGAUGCCUAUAUCAAUACCUGGGUUUGUUGAACCAUCAGGAAAAAUAACUAAUUUACCAAGUAUACCUCAACCUAAUUUCAACGAGUCCCAAACACCAAAUCCAUCACUACCAAUAGGAUGGAAUAUGCCACCCCCUUCUUACGAAGAAUGCAUGCAAAAAGCUAAUAAUAUCAAGGACGAUGAUGAUUCGAAUUCUGUUUAUGGCGCAGAUCAGCCAUUUGCACCGAGAUAUCCAGUUUUUAAUUUUAUGUUUCCUCAUCCACCUAAAUAAAUAAUGUUAUGUUAUAUUCGUAAAUUGAAUAAAAACGAAUAUUGAAAUUCAAGUAUCAAUUGAAACCCAAGAUUAAAAUUACUUUAUUUCAACGUUGUAUUUACGUCCAGAUAUAUGUAUGAAGUUUAAAUAAAAAAGAACAUUUUUUUAAAACAA
Vespula pensylvanica (western yellowjacket) is the source of this 1572-nucleotide messenger RNA. Its product is annotated as arrestin domain-containing protein 17-like. The record is from RefSeq and is a predicted model, not a curated record. Gene Ontology annotation, biological process: protein transport. Gene Ontology annotation, cellular component: cytoplasm. The transcript is spliced from 8 exons. The coding region runs from base 133 to 1416 and encodes 427 amino acids. Lineage: Eukaryota; Metazoa; Arthropoda; Insecta; Hymenoptera; Vespidae.